UCAAUAUCAAUGACAUAUAAUCAAAAGUAUAUUCUAUAUGUUCUUGCCAAAGUUAUAAAAAAUCCCAAAAACAUGAAAAAUAUGUACGUGGUCGCGAAAGCAAGCAAUGAAAUGAAACGCAAAUCUUUCCUUGAUAUUCUAUUCUGGGUAAAAAACAAAGUAAGAUCUGUAGAAAAUGAUUCUACAGUAAAUCUUCGUAGUUAUACUACAAGCUCGGGUUCAGGAGCGAUGAAGGGCGAGAGCGCGGGGAGAGCGGUCACUGAAACGGCGGGUACCUUCGGGGAAUACGGCGCGAUACAAGAAGAUAGCUACUUCUAUAAGAAACAAAAAGAACAAUUGAAGCAGAUAAAAAAGAAGUUAGAACAAUCCGAAGCUUCUCAAUUAAGCCAGAAGAAAGAAGACAAGUAAUAGAAGAUGUUUCUUUUCUUUGGUUCCUAAUUCCUAAAAAAAUGUUAUCGAUUCGAAUCCUGUUAACUAAAUUAUUUUUUUCUGAAUAUUGACUUGUAGGUACCUUA
Molecule: messenger RNA, 515 nt
Organism: Papilio xuthus (Asian swallowtail)
Lineage: Eukaryota; Metazoa; Arthropoda; Insecta; Lepidoptera; Papilionidae
Gene: Ai-b
Product: testis-specific ATPase inhibitor-like protein
Exons: 1
Coding region: 10-408 (132 amino acids)
Biological process (GO): negative regulation of ATP-dependent activity
Cellular component (GO): mitochondrion
Molecular function (GO): ATPase inhibitor activity
Source: RefSeq, a predicted model, not a curated record